Staurois parvus is the source of this 378-nucleotide messenger RNA. NCBI's taxonomy places the organism in Eukaryota, Metazoa, Chordata, Amphibia, Anura, Ranidae. The record is from the annotation of a GenBank genome assembly.
UACUGUGUGAGCUGUGACUGGUCACAGCUUGUCACAUGGUACAAGGCUGUUGUGAAUAGCCCUUUAUCAUGUGACCUCUGUGAUCAUUCACAGAAUUCACACGUAGUAAGCAAUGAUGUAGGAAGUGACAUCUUGCUUACACCUAUUCAUGUGAUCACUGAUUGGACAAUCAGUGAUCACAUGAUCGGGACCUCACACAGAGGUCCCGUACAGCGAUCGGUGUUCCUCCGAACACUGCAGGAACUGGAUCGUGGUGCCGCGAGCUCCCAGGGAGCGCGCACAGGCAGUGAAUGCGGAGGCCGUUUAUAAACGGCCACCCGCUCCUGCACUGCUCCUGUCCAGCCGUUUAUGUACAUGGGCCGGAUGGGAAGGGGUUAA